Monodelphis domestica (gray short-tailed opossum) is the source of this 1339-nucleotide messenger RNA. RefSeq lists its product as uncharacterized. Lineage: Eukaryota; Metazoa; Chordata; Mammalia; Didelphimorphia; Didelphidae. The record is from RefSeq and is a predicted model, not a curated record.
AAUGAGCACCCCAUAGGACUGGUGGCAACCUUUUUGUCCACGACAAAGACUUGGCUGAAAGGAGACUCCAAAACCAAGGUCCAGAAGACCCUUCCAAGAGUUCUUGAGGCAGCAAGAGCAGCUGCCUUCCAGGGAAGGAAAAUGCUUACGCGCUCUCAGGUCGCAAAGGAUAAGAAGAAUGAACCUGUGAGAAAAUCAGCCCGCAUUAUGGAGAAGCAGAAGCUGCUGGCCAUGAAGCAGGAGGUCAAAGAAGAGCAUCAAGUGAGAGUCCAGGCCAUGAAGAAGGGAAGAGUCCAGAAGACUAGCCAGGAGGGAGAAGACAUGGGCAGCACUCCCACUAGCCAUGGCCAGGCCCAGGCCAGCACCAGUGGCCAGACCGGCCCCCGUGGCAAAGUCGGUCGCCCAGCCAAGACCGGCCCCCAUGCCAAAGUCGGUCGCCCAGCCAAGAAUGGUCCCCGUGCCAAAGUCGGUCGCCCAGCCAAGACUGGCCCCUGUGCCAAAGUUGGUCGUCCGGCCAAGACUGGUCCCCGUGCCAAAGUUGGUCGUCCGGCCAAGACUGGUCCCCGUGCCAAAGUUGGUCGUCCGGCCAAGACUGGUCCCCGUGCCAAAGUUGGUCGUCCGGCCAAGACUGGUCCCCGUGCCAAAGUUGGUCGUCCGGCCAAGACUGGUCCCCGUGCCAAAGUUGGUCGUCCGGCCAAGACUGGUCCCCGUGCCAAAGUUGGUCGUCCGGCCAAGACCGGUCCCCGUGCUAAAGUUGGUCGCCCAGCCAAGACUGGCCCCUGUGCCAAGACUGGCCCUGACACCAUGACUGGUGCAUUCACCCAGGGUGGCUCCAGCAGCUUCACUGACCCAAGCUUCAUGGAACCAAGCUGUACCUCAGGCUACACCGACCCCAUAGAUCAUAUCCAACCAGGUACAAGUCUAGUACAUGUGAAGCUUCCCCGAGGCAAAAAAGGAAUAAGGAAAUACGACCACAGGGGCAGGCUGAAUCUGAAUGCAGAAGACCUCUGUGACUGCCUGGAGCGUGAGUGCAUGGGCUGCUUCUACCCAUGCCCCAAGUGCAAGUCUACCAAGUGUGGGCCCACUUGCCGACGAAACCGGAAAUGGAUCUACGAGGCCAUUGCCAAUGAGGAAGGAGAAGUGGUCAGCACUUUCCCAUUUCCCCAUGCUAAGUUUUAAGAGGAGUCGGGGUUCUCCGGCGACUCCCCUGUGUGUCUCUGUUCUACACACCUUCUGCAGCAGAAAACUGAAGAUGGUGAUGAAGUUCCAGAACAGAAGAAAAUAUGUUGUUCCAGUUAUAGCAGAUAAAAAAAGAAUAAAAAAAUGUUUGUGAAGUGCA